Molecule: messenger RNA, 2429 nt
Organism: Amoebophrya sp. A120
Lineage: Eukaryota; Dinophyceae; Syndiniales; Amoebophryaceae
Source: the annotation of a GenBank genome assembly
GAGUUUUUCCCUGCAGGACUUCGUGAAGCAAAGAGUCGCGAACGCGCUCGGUUUGAAGGAAAAUCAGUCACUGGACACCUUUCUUGCGGAACGGGAUAAGAAAGCGGAAACUCAGUCGAAAUCCAAGUACGCGGUGCGGGAGGAGGUGAGCAAGCAAAUUGAGGAUUUGCGACGGGUGAUGGGGCAAAGUAUCAGCUCCGCGGAAAGUAGAUUAGAGGCGAAACUUAUCACCCGUGCGGACGUGCUGACCAUCGCGGGGGAUUUGCGCGACACCAUGAGCCACCUUAGGCGGGAGGAGGAAUUAGCAGUGAAGUCGUUGAAGCGGCGGGUGUCGGCAGUGGAAACAAUGGCGAAGCAGGAGGAAGCACAGAUUGAGAAAAAUAUCGCGAAGAUUAUGAUUGCAAAAAACACCAGCAGCUCAGGAGAGCGGGGACAGGGACAGGUCGUGCAGACGAGUGCUACAACUACCUCCGGAAAUCCAGCGGCUGACUCAGCAAGUUCUACUGUGCCGGUAGACGCAGGCCUAGGCUCCCCAACUGUGGAGAGGAGCAGCGCACAGGUCGUUUCGGAUCACCAUAGCACAGCCUCGCCGAGUAACAACAGCCCACAAGCAGGACAGGAUUUAAGUCCGACGAUUGAAGAAGAAUCGGCGCAAUGCGCAAACGGACCACGACUUGCUUAUGGGCAGAUUCACCAGCAACUAGACCAACCUAGCGUCCAAGACGUUCUUCUCCCCGUCGUAAAGCUCAUCUGCGAACCCUGGCGGAGUGUGGACGAACGACAAUUGCUAUUCGAAAAGCUCCGGCGAUGGUUGAAAGCAUCCGCAGCAGCAGAAAGUUCCCCGCUCGAGCAAUUAGCUGGACGGAAGAACAAGCGCACGAAAGCGGGCCGGACGUACGAUACGUACGUGGAGGAGACAAGUGCGCGGGACUACUACAAGAAGCAGCGUUCUUUAGAACAAAGCUACGACCUCCACAGCUCCUGCAGCGAAAAUGAGUCAAGCUCUGCGUCGCGUGCGAAUCGAGGUAAAAUAAAUCAAGUUGCAGCUUCGUCUUCCAGCGAGCUUAUCCUUGUUGCGGCGUCCUCUGAGCAGGGUAGGACUUGCAAAAAGAAGCACACACAGCACGACCGAAGGCCAAGGACGAGCCCUAGAGGCGCAUCUUCGAACAGCCGGACCAACACCUUGACACACGGGUGGAGCAACCGCUUGACGCAUGAAAACCGCAAAACCAGGGAGAAAGUGAAGAGUUUGCUGGAGCAAUUGCACGCAGCGCAAGUUCAAAGCCGGAGUUCUUCCUCAAAUCUACAACACUUUCCACCUCCCCCGCAUCCUGGUACAACCUCAACCGGUGGGUUAAACUCUCCGCCGCCGUCCUCGAGAACACCAAUGCACAGCUUUUUCGCCCCGACAAACCGAGAGCGCCAAGACUACAUUGCAGCAGAGAUGACUACAUCGCGAGCACAGACAGCGCCCUCUGUGCCAGCGAUAGGAGUCGGAGGUGGGACCAGCCUGACGACUCAUCCCGGUUUGGUUGAGCGAUGCAGUGGUGGUCAGCACAAUGGUGAGCCGGACGAGUUUCCGCUACCGCAUUCGUCUGCAGCGAGUACAACAACCGCCACCAGGAUCGCCUGCACCGGCAAUUGGUUGAAACUCAACAAUAUCCUGUGCAAAAGUAUCGUACUCGUAGUAAUUGCAAACAUGCAUUACAAAUCUAGUUCCUAAGCUAAAUCCGCAUAUACAAAUUUUAUUUCUCAUGCUGAGGAAAUUUGCCAUUUAUACGAGUGCGAUACUUUUGCAAUGCAUAAACAAUCCGCAGGAGAAGAAAGAACAAAAACGACCGAGCACAAGCACUGCGGCGUCGCGGCCGAGUACAUCGCAAGGAUCGAAGUUUUCUCGGGCGAAAAUCAACAAAACCUCAGGAGAGAGACCGCGUGUCGGGGGUACCGAGAAGCAAAAUGGUGAGGCAAAAAGCGUCCCUUCUGCUACUGCUGAUCAUGCGUCGGCCCUAUCGGCUGCUGCAGCUGCACCACCGGUCUUACUUGUCGAAGACACUUACGAAAGCAAAACGAGAGAAAUGAUGAAGCAAAACCAAAUUAAACCGUUGCGGGCCUUUACAACCGUGAUUCCGCGACCCAAAAUCUUGCACGUGCUGGGUCCAGCGUCGAAAGUUGCAGCGGGAUCCUCGGGUGACGCGGCUACGGGUGGUGUUGCAAAAACACAAGAAGUAAAUUCUACAUCUAUAGCAGGAGCGCGGGGAGCAUUUAGUCAUUUGGAUGACGAUCUUGACGAGACGUAGAGACUGCACGUUCGUAUCACUUGACGUUGGUUUGGAUAUGAUACGUGAGGGAAGUGCUAGCAUGUGAAAGUUUUACUGGUUUGUAAAAAACCUGCGGUAACAAGCUUAAAAGGACUUUGUAAUUCUCGACAU